UCAGUUUGGUUUGGUUGUGUUGUGUUGUGUUGUCAGUUUCAGUUGUGUAUUGUGAAUGCGCGUCGGGUGUGUCGGUCACCUCGCUUAUCUGCGUGUCUGUUUAAAUACUUGUUAUCAGUUGGUAGUUAAUUGUUACUUAAAUUAUAUACUCUGCGAUUUUUGGCCAGUGAAUUAUUGUACUGCGCUAGGUAAGCCGCAAGUUUAUCUAAACGCCAAAACAUGACGACGCGUCUCGUAUGUGCCAGUAACAAACUAUUUAUUUUAUAGUAUUUCAGAGUAAGUAGUGGGACAAGAUGGCUAAAGCAACAGGCAAAGAGCACCCGGAGGAGGACCUGUUCUUUCCGCCGGGUGCCCCGCCGCCCUACAUCACCUCGCAGGGCGCGCCGGGCUCCAGCACCAACCACUCGGACACGGUGAUCUCAUUCCCGGAGGUGGUGGUGAGCGGCCCCCCCCCACCCGGCGGCGACGCGGCGGCGGCGGCGGCGGGCUUCCACUUCUCCGACAAGAUGAUCCGCCAGGGCUUCAUCCGCAAGGUGUACUGCAUCAUCAUGGCGCAGCUGGCGCUGACGGCGGGCGUGGUGGCCUGGUUCAUGUUCGACGAGCGCGUGAUGCGCGCCGUGGCGCUCUGCCCGGCCGUCUUCUUCGGGGUGGCGCUGAGCACGUACCUGACGACGGCGCUGUGCAUCAUGUGCUGCGAGGGCCCGCGGCGGCGCGUGCCCUACAACUACGUGUUCCUGCUGCUGCUCACGCUCGCGCUGUCCGCCAUCGUGGGCGCCGCGUGCGCGCUGUACCACGUGCGCGAGGUGAGCUCCCGUCCCGUCCCGUCUACACAACACAACACAACUACACUACAACUACGUGUUCCUGCUGCUGCUCACGCUCGCGCUGUCCGCCAUCGUGGGCGCCGCGUGCGCGCUGUACCACGUGCGCGAGGUGAGCUCCCGUCCCGUCCCGUCUACACAACACAACACAACUACACUACAACUACGUGUUCCUGCUGCUGCUCACGCUCGCGCUGUCCGCCAUCGUGGGCGCCGCGUGCGCGCUGUACCACGUGCGCGAGGUGAGCUCCCGUCCCGUCCCGUCUACACAACACAACACAACUACACUACAACUACGUGUUCCUGCUGCUGCUCACGCUCGCGCUGUCCGCCAUCGUGGGCGCCGCGUGCGCGCUGUACCACGUGCGCGAGGUGAGCUCCCCUCCCGUCCCGUCUACACAACACAACACAACUACACUACAACUACGUGUUCCUGCUGCUGCUCACGCUCGCGCUCUCCGCCAUCGUGGGCGCCGCGUGCGCGCUGUACCACGUGCGCGAGGUGAGCUCCCCUCCCGUCCCGUCUACACAACACAACACAACUACAACUACGUGUUCCUGCUGCUGCUCACGCUCGCGCUGUCCGCCAUCGUGGGCGCCGCGUGCGCGCUGUACCACGUGCGCGAGGUGAGCUCCCGUCCCGUCCCGUCUACACAACACAACACAACUAAAACUACGUGUUC
This is a messenger RNA of Leguminivora glycinivorella, 1504 nucleotides long. RefSeq names its product protein lifeguard 3-like. The coding region runs from base 294 to 1067 and encodes 257 amino acids. NCBI's taxonomy places the organism in Eukaryota, Metazoa, Arthropoda, Insecta, Lepidoptera, Tortricidae. The transcript has 5 exons. The record is from RefSeq and is a predicted model, not a curated record. Gene Ontology annotation, cellular component: membrane.